Sphenostylis stenocarpa is the source of this 2604-nucleotide messenger RNA. The record is from the annotation of a GenBank genome assembly. NCBI's taxonomy places the organism in Eukaryota, Viridiplantae, Streptophyta, Magnoliopsida, Fabales, Fabaceae.
AUGGACAAUUACGGGUCUUCACAACAUCCAUUUGGGUAUAAUCCUCCAUACCCUCCUCCUGAUCCAUACGCUCGACCACCAUAUCCAUAUCCACCAAAUCCUCCACAUGCCUUCAACUACACAUACCCCCCACCUCGUCCACCACACUUCCCUUAUUCUACCAUAGACCAUUCCUUGUACCCUCCUCCUCCUCCUCCAACACCUGGUUCCUUUGAAUUUCGUUAUUCUCAACCAUCCGAUACCUAUUACCCUCACCAAAUUCCUCUAGAAUGGAGUGUCGCAGGAGGUGGAGUACCUCAAACUAGUGAUAGUUUUGACGCUCCUGUCUGUUCUAUUUACCCUCCUUUGGAUCAUCGCAUGAACAAUAUCAGGCUGUCUGACUCCCCAAGUGCACCUCCAGCAUUGACACGUUCCCCUUCAGUCUCAAAUUAUGAGAAUAGAGAUGAGUUUUCUGACUCUCCUGGUGAUAGUUUUACACCUUCUGUUUGUUCUAUUUACCCUCCUUUGGAUGAUAAAAUGAGCUAUGCCAGGAUGUAUGAACCCCCAAGUGCACCUCCAUUAUUGACACGUUCUCCUUCAGUUUCAAAUUAUGAUAAUAGAGAUGAGUUUUAUGGUCCAUCUAGCUACUUCUCCUCAGAUUUGGAUCAAGGGGACACGCUUGGACUGUCACCUAAUUCUGAUGACUCAGUGAAUAAUCAGAGCAUGCAGAUUGUCCCAGUUCAUAACAAAGCGUCUCUGCGAGUUCUGCUCUUGCAUGGGAGUUUAGAUAUUUGGGUCCAUACAGCCAAACACCUUCCUAACAUGGACAUGUUCCAUAAGACUUUAGGUGAUGUGUUUGGGAGAUUGCCUGUCAGUAACAAGGUGGAUGGAACAGUGAGCAAGAAGAUUACUAGUGAUCCUUACGUGUCAAUUUCUGUGUCAAAUGCUGUAAUUGGGAGGACUUUUGUGAUUAGCAAUAGUGAAAACCCUGUGUGGGAGCAACAUUUCUAUGUCCCUGUUGCACAUCGUGUUGCUGAAGUUAAUUUUGUUGUUAAGGACAGUGAUGUGGUAGGUUCACAGCGCAUUGGUGUUGUGGCAAUUCCAGCUGAACAAAUAUACUCAGGGGAAAGGAUACAAGGGACCUACCCUAUCCUGAAUAGCAAUGGAAAGCCUUGUAAGCCUGGUGCUGUCUUGAGUUUAUCCAUUCAGUACAUUCCAAUGGAGAAACUUAUCACUUAUCAUCAAGGAGUUGGAGCUGGUCCUGAAUAUGUCGGGGUUCCUGGCACAUAUUUUCCUUUGAGGAAAGGUGGAACGGUUACUCUGUAUCAAGAUGCUCAUGUUCCAGAUGGUUCUCUACCUACUGUUAUGCUUGACCAUGGCAUGCAUUAUGCUCAUGGAAAGUGUUGGCAAGACAUUUGUGAUGCCAUACGUGGAGCUCAGAGGUUGGUUUACAUUACGGGGUGGUCAGUGUGGCACAAAGUUAAGUUGGUAAGGGAUGCUGGCAAAGCAACAAAUUCCUGCCUGGGUGAACUUCUGAGGGCUAAGUCCUCGGAGGGAGUAAGAGUGCUUCUCCUUGUUUGGGAUGACCCUACAUCAAGAAGCAUUCUUGGUUACAAAAUGGAUGGUGUAAUGGCUACUCAUGAUGAGGAAACAAGACGAUUUUUCAAGCACUCUUCCGUGCAAGUGCUGCUUUGCCCUCGCAUUGCUGCAAAACGACAUAGCUGGGCCAAACAAAAGGAAGUUGGAACAAUAUAUACACAUCAUCAGAAAACUGUAAUUGUGGACGCUGAUGCUGGAAAUGGAAAAAGAAAAAUUGUAGCAUUUGUUGGUGGACUUGAUUUGUGUGAUGGGCGAUAUGAUAAUCCCCACCAUCCUCUCUUUAGGACACUGCAGACACUGCAUAAGGAUGACUAUCACAACCCUACUUUCACGGGUAGUACCGGUGGUUGUCCUCGGGAGCCAUGGCAUGACUUGCAUUCCAAAAUUGAUGGUCCAGCAGCUUAUGAUGUUUUGACCAACUUUGAGGAGCGCUGGUUAAGAGCUGCAAAACCUAAAGGGUUUAAAAAGUUUACUAGCUCAUAUGAGGAUGCAUUGCUUAAGCUAGACAGAAUAAAAGAUAUUAUCAGUUCAUCUGAUGCUCUUGAUGUUGAUGACUAUAAUCCUGCAUCAUGGCAUGUUCAGAUAUUUCGUUCAAUUGAUUCAAGUUCUGUCAAGGGAUUUCCAAAGGAGCCAAAAGAUGCAUCAAGUAUGUUAAACGUUACUGUGUUUAUGCAGAAUCUAGUAUGUGGGAAGAAUGUGCUAAUUGACAUGAGUAUACAUACAGCAUAUAUACAAGCCAUUCGUGCUGCACAACAUUAUAUUUAUAUAGAGAAUCAAUAUUUCAUUGGGUCUUCUUAUAAUUGGAGUCAACACAGAGACCUUGGUGCUAAUAAUUUAAUUCCGAUGGAAAUUGCACUGAAGAUUGCUGCAAAGAUAAGGGCAAAUGAGAGAUUUGCAGUUUACAUUGUUAUUCCAAUGUGGCCUGAGGGUGUUCCAACAGGUGCUGCCACCCAAAGAAUUCUUUUUUGGCAGUCUAGCACCAUGCAACCCGAGAGAAUAACUCAGGAGAUCUCAUUGUCCAAGUAA